AGGCAUCAGGCAUUAGGCAUUAGCCGGGCGCCAUGGUGUCGCCCGGCGCGGCCAAGAGGAAUCUGUAUGAUGUCAUGGGCGUGGCGCGGGAUGCCAGCCUCUCCGCCAUCCGGGCGGCUUAUCGGAAGCUGGCGGUGCAGCUGCAUCCCGACAAGGGCGGGGACCGGGAGGCCUUUGCGGAGCUGCAGGCGGCCUACGCCAUCCUCUGCAACGUUGCCUUGAGACAGCGGUACGACGAGACCGGGAAAACCGAUGUGCCGGACGAGGUGCGCAAGGGCCGGCGCUUCGACGACUCGGCGCACGUGCCCACUCCUCCCAAGGAGGAGCCGAAGUGCUGGAAGUGCAACUUGGCCCUGGCGGCCUCCGCGAAGUUCUGCCAGGAGUGCGGCGCGCCCCGCGAGGCGCCCGCGCCGAAGCCGAAGGAGGUUCCUGCCGGGAAGAACGUCAAGGUACAGCUUCCACCAGCGCUGCAGGCGCUCGUGGAGGGCAGGACCUUGGAGUCCGUGCCAGUGCCGGAUGAGUACGAGCACGAAGUGGCCCACAUCACGGUCACAGAGAAGGAUGGAAAGCGCACCUUGCGCCUGGUGGACACAUACCCCAUGAUCGAAAACUCCAGAUUGAUCGAAGGGCAAGUGCUGGUGCAGAUGCGGGCGGUGCCUCUCACGAUGUCAGACCUCAAUGCGGAGAACAGGUACAGCUGCGGGGACGUCUACGGCUGCCAAGGGAUCGGCCAAGUGCGGAUGGUUGGCCCGCGGGUGAGCCUGAAGCCAGGUGACUGGGUGCUUCCGCUGCAUGAUGUGGACGCAGAUGGCGAGAUAGACUUGGACGCGCUGCCUCCCGGCACCGGCCGUGUGCUGGGCGUUUGGAAAGCCGAGAGGUGCGCCAAGCUGGAAUUCUCAGCCGACUCGCCUUUGACCAUUGCGAACAUGGCAUUGGCGAAGUCCAUCGGGGCUGCUUGCUUGCUCGUCAAGGAGCAUACCAAGAAGCUCUCUGCUGGUGAUGGCAUCAUCCUGAAUUGUGCCAACGGUCUGGUGGGCCAAGUUCUGAUCCAACUCCUGGCGGCCAAAGGCUUCAAGGUCUACGCCGUGGUGCGGAAGCACUCGGGGGAGCAGUGGAUCAGGGAGAAGCUGCAGGGCCUUGGCGCGACGCGGGUCUUUCAGAUCCACGAGGACGUGCGGGAGAUCCUGGAGGAGGAGGGUGCGGCUUUGCCGCUGCUGGCGCUGGACGGUGUAGGCGGCCAGGGCACCAAUCAGCUGGUGCAGGAGGCCUCCAUCCUCAGACAGGCGCUGGCCAAGACAGCGGACCUGGUCUGCUUUGGGGUGGCUGGCGGGAACCACCAGGCGGUGACGCUGGCAGGAAAGAAGUGGAAGGGCAACCUCUUGCAGUUCAGUUUUGACGAGUGGCUCAGCAAGGAUGUCACGGGAAAUGCGAAACUUCUGAACGAGAUGCUCCUGGAUGUGACGCAGAUGGUGAAGCAGAACGCAAUGAAGUUCGUCAUCAAGGAGUACCCCACGGAGAGGUUCAACAUGGCAGUGCUGAACGCCCGCCAGAUCGGAAGGACCCACGCGGUGGUGAUGCAUCUGCCCAAGUUGCCGGAGAACCACCGGAAGUACACCGGGGAGGACAGCGUGGCGGUCCCCGACUCCCUGGACCCGGACGCCCAGCGAAAGUUGGGCCGCCGGAGUUGGGACCUCGACUUCCUGGACUGGGAGGCAGCCAAUGGCGACGAGGAGCACCAGUGGCGGGUGGACAAGGAGAGGAGGCUCUUUAGAUCAACGGUUUCACCGGAGGAGGGAGCCAUUCAGAAAUAUCAGGACACCUCCCCCACGCCCAUCGCCCAAGAGCUGGGCUGCCAUGCCGACAAGGCCCGGCAGGUCCUCUUCUGGCUGCCUGGAAGGGGGGAGAUUCCCCAGGAGCACGCGCACUGGCUGGAGUCGCUGUGCGAGACCCACCGGGAGCUGCGGGUCCUGAUUCUGGAGCCGCACCAGUUGGAGCAGGACCUCAAGUGGUACGACAUGACGGACAAUGAAGCUGUGCAGCUGGGCCUCCGUUUCAGCAUCGUAGACGAUGAGAGGAAUCCCGGCGGGGACUUGUCGCGAUCCCGUGGGGUGGCCAGCUUCGAGGUGCCCCUGCUGCCCAGCGAGAUCGACGCCCUGCAGCAGGUGGAGGUGGCUGCGACAGGGCUGAAGCGCCGGGCGCAACUGGAGGAGCAACGCCUGAAGCUCCGAAGUCACACCCUGCCCUUCUUCUUCGGAGGCUUCGGCCAGGGCGGUGUGGUGGCGCUCUACGCAGCAAUGUGCCUUAUGGAGAAGCCCAUCGAUGCGGUGGCCUUUUGCCACAGCGGCAUUCCAGCGGCAUCCAUGCUCGGCAAGCGCCUGACGCCUCAAGUCAGGACGCACACGAGAUUGCAUGCUGUCUACGACAAGGCCGACCAGGAGGUUCCAGCAUCCUUUCCAGAGACCAUUCACCAGAUGCUCUCGCUGGCGAGAUGCAAGGUGAGCCUCUACUGGCUGCAGAAUGGCGACGGCCACGAGUUCUUGCAGGAAGCCUCGCAGACCGUGGGCACCUGCGCCCACCUGUGGCUUCAAGGGAUGGAGAGGAGUCCGCUGGAUCCCUUCCGGUGAGAUGGUCAUUUUCUCCGCUUAGGGAGAGGGUUGCUUGGAAUCCCAUUUCGAUUUGGGGGGCGUCCAAGUUGGGUU
This is a messenger RNA of Effrenium voratum, 2699 nucleotides long. NCBI's taxonomy places the organism in Eukaryota, Dinophyceae, Suessiales, Symbiodiniaceae. The record is from the annotation of a GenBank genome assembly.